UUUUUAAUUUAGCAAAAGUUGGCUCUGUAGAAAGGGAAAUUGUCCCAAAACAAAACCAUUGAUCGCAGCCCACAGCCCUGACUUCAACCGCCCACUGUCUCCCAUUUCCAGCGCUCCUUUCUACGCACAAAUCCACUCUUAUAUUAUACGUACAUACACAAACAAGUAUUCUUGACGCUACGUUUCGUCGCAUAAUCUGAAGUUGUGUCAAAAUCACAAAAUCUGUAAAAUGUCAGUUUCCGGUGACCAUUCCAAUUCUGUUUUCGCCAAUGUUGUUCAAGCUCCUGAAGAUCCCAUUUUAGGGGUCACUGUUGCGUAUAACAAAGAUCCAAGCCCAGAUAAGUUGAAUUUGGGUGUUGGUGCUUAUCGUACUGAGGAAGGUAAACCUCUUGUUCUUAACGUGGUGAGAAAAGCAGAGCAACUGCUUGUUAAUGAUCCUUCUCGUGUAAAAGAGUAUCUUCCAAUUACGGGGCUAGCUGAUUUCAACAAAUUGAGUGCCAAGCUUAUUUUUGGCGCUGACAGCGUUGCUAUUCAAGAGAAUAGAGUGGCUACUGUCCAGUGCUUGUCUGGCACUGGUUCAUUAAGGGUUGGAGGAGAAUUUUUGGCGCGGCAUUAUCAUGAACGCACUAUAUACAUCCCGCAGCCCACAUGGGGAAACCAUCCUAAAGUUUUUACUUUAGCAGGGUUGUCUGUUAAGACUUAUCGCUACUACAACCCAAAUACACGAGGCUUGGACUUUGAAGGGCUAUUGGAGGAUCUUGGCAAUGCCCCAAUCGGAGCAAUAGUUCUUCUUCAUGCAUGUGCCCAUAACCCAACAGGUGUAGACCCUACUUCUGAUCAGUGGGAGCAUAUCAGGCUAUUGAUGAGAUCUAAAGGAUUGUUACCCUUUUUUGACAGUGCUUAUCAGGGCUUUGCUAGUGGGAGCCUUGAUGCAGAUGCAUUGUCAGUUCGAAUGUUUGUUGCAGAUGGAGGUGAAUGCCUCGCAGCACAGAGUUAUGCGAAAAACAUGGGACUUUAUGGUGAACGUGUUGGUGCACUUAGCAUUGUAUGCAAAACUGCAGAGGUGGCAACCAGGGUCGAAAGCCAACUAAAACUGGUCAUCAGGCCAAUGUACUCUAAUCCUCCUAUUCAUGGUGCAUCUAUUGUAGCUACUGUACUCAAAGAUAGGGACAUGUAUGAUGAAUGGACUGUCGAGCUGAAAGCUAUGGCUGAUAGAAUUAUCAGCAUGCGCAAGCAACUUUUUGAUGCUUUGCAAGCUAGAGGGACGCCAGGUGACUGGAGUCAUAUUCUGAAGCAAAUUGGGAUGUUCACAUUUACCGGUUUGAAUGCUGAUCAAGUCGCCUACAUGAGGAAAGAGUACCACAUAUACAUGACAUCUGAUGGGAGGAUUAGCAUGGCAGGUCUUAGUUCUAGGACCGUCCCUCAUCUUGCAGAUGCGAUACAUGCUGCUAUUUCUAAUCUAGCAUAAGAUGGUGCAUAAAAUUCUCCAUACAAGUAACUUUUAGCUUCACUAUGACGUUGUUUUGAUUAGUAAGAAUAAUCUGAAAUGGAACUUUGCUAUUUUUAGCGUGACCUUGGAUUGAUGUGGUUUUCAUCCCAUUUUGUUUCUUUUUGAGCUGGCAAACUACAAGUCUACAAGAAACUUGUUACAUUCCAUAGUAUCAAUGCUUGCUGUUUGAGAUGAAUGUUGCCAUUGAUGUGGCUUUCAUUCCAUUUUGUUUCUUUUUGAGCUGGCAAACUACCGGAAACUUGUUACAUUCCAUAGUAUCAAUGCUUGCCGUAUGA
Olea europaea var. sylvestris is the source of this 1785-nucleotide messenger RNA. RefSeq names its product aspartate aminotransferase, cytoplasmic. The record is from RefSeq and is a predicted model, not a curated record. The transcript has 12 exons. Gene Ontology annotation, molecular function: L-aspartate:2-oxoglutarate transaminase activity; pyridoxal phosphate binding. The coding region runs from base 230 to 1468 and encodes 412 amino acids. Gene Ontology annotation, biological process: amino acid metabolic process; biosynthetic process. Gene Ontology annotation, cellular component: mitochondrion. Lineage: Eukaryota; Viridiplantae; Streptophyta; Magnoliopsida; Lamiales; Oleaceae.